AAAGGAAUAUGUGUAAUAAUAAACAAUGUAACCGCAGAUCUAGAUCUACUUAAAUAUACUAAACUAAUUUAAUCUUACCCACCACUACUCUUUUUAUAGUGUAAAUUGCUUAUUGUUUUACUAAGUUGAGCAUUUCAGAUAAAAUGUCUUUGGUAGAUAUUGGGGAUAGUCUUUCCCCUUCAAGGUCAGCAUUAGAUCAGGAUGUUAGAUUAAGCCAACAGCAACAAGCCUCUUCACUCCCACCUCCAGUUGUUGACCCUGGGUUCUGUCAUUCAAGCCGUGCCCUGAGUUCAUCAAGAGAUGCAAAUAGGAUAAGAAGUUCACGUCGAAAUCAUGGUCACAGAAGUAGAUCAUCUAGUAGUAGAUCUCGUAGUAGGCAUCGCCACUCCAGCAGACAUGGGCGCUACAGCACUAGAAUGUAUUUCAAACAUAAAGAACGUAACUUUGCAGCAGCCAUAUUCAGUAUGGGUACUAUUGUUUUGUUGUGUACAGCAUUAGAGCCUGAUUGGAUAAAUUUAACUGGUGGAGGCUGUCGCUUACUUCAUGGUCCAGCAGGAAGUUUAAAACAGUUGAGCACUACACAGUUCUUUUAUAAUGGACAUUUCUACAAAAACUAUCCCCAAACUGAACCAGAAGAUGUAAUUUACAAAUUUGGACCCAGUUCAAAUGACAUAAUGGUUAAUUGUGUAACGUAUUCCACUGUUCUCCUUUUUAAAACAAGUAUUGCCUUUGUGUUUAUUGCUGUUGUAUGCAGUUUGUCUGCAUUUCUACUUGACUUGAUUGGACCUAGCUAUCAACUACUUAAGUUGCUCAGACGAAAUGCUAUUUUUAACAUUUUAACAGUUGUGAUGUGCGUGACAAUCAAUCUGUUUACUUACUGGAUCACAACAGCUGUAGAUAAGCUUCAAGUAUCAACCAGGGCCCAUGACGGUAGUAAAAUACAAGUCACGUUUGAUGUCAGCUUCUAUCUUGUUACAGCUGCCGGUGGAUUGUCUGUCAUUGCUACAGCCUGCAACUGCCUAAGAAGGCAUGUUGUGUACGAAAGUGCAGAAACUCCAAGCAACCCAGAAUUUUUCUACUAUGAUGAUAACGAGCCAUUGCUUCCUCCACCUUCCCCUAACGCUGACAGCGCUGCUCUGUAUAACUUUCCACCUCCCCCAGCAUACACCCCUUGAUUAGCCAAAGAUAGUUUUAUAAAAAGACAUGCUUUUUUAUUGGAUACUUUCUAAUUCUUGGCAUGUUAUUUUUAAAACUACAUUAAGAUCUUAGAUUUGUAAAUACAUUGUUUUAAAAAAAAGUAAUGGCUUUAAUUAGUAAUCUGACCUGUUGAUAUAUGAACGCUGUUGCCAUUCUUUGUUAAAUGUAAUGGUUUACAUAAUUCUGUACAUACAUUUUAAAAUAUUUUUUAUUCUGCAUUGGUUAAUUGAUAUGGACCUUAUUUAUAUUGAUAAAUUAGUUAAGACUACAUUUUAAAAUUCUAAGAGUAAUACAUCAAUACUCCUGUACAAAAUAACCAACCAGUGUUAAUAGCUUGUUUACUUUUUACACCUUAAUUAUAGUGUCAACCAAUUUUUGCAAUAGUUGUAGUAUUUCACAUAUAUUAAAAUCAGAUAUAGACCUAAUUAUAUUAUCAAAUGUGAGCAAGUUUUAAUACAUCUAAAAUUCAAAUUACCUUUUUUUUUCAUCUUUAAAAGAAUGAUCAUAAAAAAUUUAUUAUGUUUAGAUAUCCUGUUGGUAGCUUGUUUAUGUUGGAUUACUAUUCAUAAAAGUGUGUUUUAUUUUUAAAAUAUGAAACUGAUAUUUUAACGGUUAAGUACUAUAAAUUCUCUCUCUCUUCCCCCCCCCCCCC
Molecule: messenger RNA, 1849 nt
Organism: Physella acuta
Lineage: Eukaryota; Metazoa; Mollusca; Gastropoda; Physidae
Product: transmembrane protein 127
Biological process (GO): negative regulation of cell population proliferation; negative regulation of TOR signaling
Cellular component (GO): membrane
Source: RefSeq, a predicted model, not a curated record